This is a messenger RNA of Ictidomys tridecemlineatus (thirteen-lined ground squirrel), 4629 nucleotides long. Lineage: Eukaryota; Metazoa; Chordata; Mammalia; Rodentia; Sciuridae. The record is from RefSeq and is a predicted model, not a curated record.
AUGGCCUCCAAAGCUGUCCCCAGACCUACUCUGGGCAGUCACCUCUGCCCGAUUUUCCUCAAUGCCAUGGAGACAGCGGGGGACAGAGCCAAAGAGAGCUCCCUGGGGGAGCCGGAGUUGCCCCCCGACCCUGACGCCGUGGGCAUGGACAGCAGCUACCUCAGUGUGAAGGAGGCUGGGGUCAAGGGGCCCCAGGACCGGGCCGGCUCCGAGCUCCCCAGCCCCCUGGAGAAGGCGGACUCGGAGAGCAACAAGGGCAAGAAGCGGCGGAACCGCACCACCUUCACCAGCUACCAGCUGGAGGAGCUGGAGAAGGUCUUCCAGAAGACGCACUACCCCGACGUGUACGCGCGCGAGCAGCUGGCCAUGAGGACCGACCUCACCGAGGCCCGCGUGCAGGUCUGGUUCCAGAACCGGAGGGCCAAGUGGAGGAAGAGGGAGCGCUUCGGGCAGAUGCAGCAGGUGCGGACCCACUUCUCCACGGCCUACGAGCUGCCCCUGCUCACCCGGGCUGAGAACUACGCGCAGAUUCAGAACCCGUCCUGGAUCAGCAACAACGGGGCUGCCUCGCCGGUGCCGGCCUGUGUGGUCCCCUGUGACCCGGUGCCUGCCUGCAUGUCCCCUCACGCCCACCCCCCUGGCUCUGGGGCCAGCGGUGUCACCGACUUCCUGAGUGUCUCUGGGGCUGGCAGCCACGUGGGCCAGACGCACAUGGGCAGCCUGUUCGGAGCGGCUGGCCUCAGCCCGGGCCUCAACGGCUAUGAGCUCAAUGGCGAGCCGGACCGCAAGACCUCGAGCAUCGCGGCGCUGCGCAUGAAGGCCAAGGAGCACAGUGCGGCCAUCUCCUGGGCCACAUGACAGGGCCCCUCCCGUCCGGCCCCGUGCCCUCCCCCACCUCGGGGCCCUGGCUCCGCCCAGGCUUCCCAGGCCCCCAGCCUCCCACCUAGGAACCUGGCCUGUCCAGGGGCCUGACCCUCAGCACUUUCAGCCACCCCGAGUCUGAGGCCCUGCGGACUGCUGGGAGGGAGGGGCAGCAGGCCAGCCGCCCGGCCCUGAGGUGGCCCUCUGCGCCCCACCAAGGCAGCGAGGAAGCCGGGGGGCCACGUCUUGCAGCUUGGCAUCCAUUGUAGACGGAAGGCCCUCUCCUCCUGCUCCCUGCCCAGUGUGACCUGGAAUCCAACUAAGUCCCCUCCAGACCCAGAGUGUCGGCCGGGGCUUGUCCACUCUUCCCUUUUCUGUGGGGUCCACUGGUCACCAGGCCGAUGGUUGUGCACUUGAGGCCACCCUGCAGAGUUGGCUCCUGCCCCCACCUGCUGGCCCUUCCCCUCCCUGAAAGCACACGGAACCCCACUUCAAGACCCAGGAUCCGCCCGCGCUGGCCAUCCCUGGGGAUGGGAGGACCCUGCUGCCAUCCAGCAUCACCGGCAGCCAGGGGGUGGCCUGGCCUGGCCAGGGGAGACGCAUGCCAGCCUCCUCAAGGGACAUGCUGCCUCUGGUGGACACUGCAGGGGAGAGUCGGGUCUGGGGGGCUGAGGAGUAGACCCCAAGGGUCCCCAUGGUGCUGGAGGGAGGAAGGCAGGGCACGGGGAAGCGCCGGGUGAGGCAGGGGCUCUGCAGCCCUUCCUCUGUGCUGCCGGAUGGCCAUCAUCACAGUGAGGGUCCUGGGCUGUUCCACUCUCCACCCGGUCAGUGCUGCCCCUCCCUAGGGCCCUGCAGGAGGAUCUGGUGCUCGUCCUUUCCUCACCUUGCCCUGGUCACUCACGGGGCUGCUCAGCAGUGUCCUGGAGUGGAAGGACCUACAACCCGGAACAGUAAGCUAGGUUUAGGCCCACGGUGGCUCUCUCUGCUGGACCUCCAGGCAGGUGACCCUUCCAUCCUCAGACUAACCACGCCCUCUGCUGCAGGAGCGCACUGUCCAGAACCUUCCCCGGCAGGUGGCAUUCACGUGUAAGGACGCCCUCCUGAAGCCAGGCUUCCUGCCUGCAGGAAGGGGGCUCCCUGUCUGCCUGACCUGCCCCCCACAGCCGGGGCUUGGCGGCAGUCCUCCUGAGCUUGUGUCACAGUAGCCGUCCCUGAGGCAGGUCCCUGAGGCAGUCACACCCUCCCUGGGAAAAGCCUGUGUCUUUUGUACUUGCUACCUGUCCACAAGGAGGGCCGGGCCACCAGGCUCAGGGUGGGACACAGAGUGAGCCCGGGUGGGGCUGGGGGAGAGCGGGCCUGAGGAGCAAGCGCCCUGGGGCUGCCACUUGUCUGAGGUGCAGGGGGUGGAGUCUCCUCCCCUGUGUCCUCGCCUGCUCCAGACCCGAGAGGAGGAUCUGGCUUGGGCUUCCCCUGGGAUGAGAAAGACCACUCUAAACCACAGCUGUCCCUUCACCUUGGAGAGGUGACAAGGGUCUUGGACAGUGCAUGGAAUGUUCCUCAGCCUUGGCUUUCCGGGUGUCAAGUGCUGGGGAUCUUGGGGUGACUCAGAUCUGAGGUCCAUGGAAAUAACUCCUUCUCCCCAGAAUCUAGCUCAGGAGAGGACGCUCAUGGCGGGGUGGUCCCCUGCUCCUUCUCAGUGCUCUGGUGGCUGGGGAGGGCCACGGGAGUACCUUCCACCACAGCUGUCUUCUCCCCUGGAGAGAAUUGGCACCAAGAGCAGGGGAACAGGACAGUCCCAGGAGAGGGAGGGAAGGAGGACUCUUGGUGGAUUCUUCCAGAAAGGGCUUCUGGCAUUCAGUCCUCUUGUGUCUGCUUUUUGGCCAAGCUAGAUCCGAGCCAGGCAAACUUCAACCCCAAAGAACAAAAAGCCCCUAUUAGGAAAAGGCUCUGUGGCUAUGGCCGCCGCCUGCCCUCCGCCGCAGCCAGGAAGUGUCGAUGACUAGACAUGCGGGUGGGAAGUGGCCCUGUGCAUCUCCCCCAGGCCUGUCCCGUGAGCCUGUCCCAGCCCUCCAGGGUCCCUCUAACCACUCUAAGACCCCACAGCCUCUGGGUGGAGAGGAAGUCCACACCCUCAGUCACUAUAGUCCUCGCACCCAGAGAAGAGUGACCCGGGCCUAAGUGAGAAGUAACUGGGGCCUGAAAGAGAGGGCCCUGGAGCCAGGUGGCCGGCGCCAUGUGGCGCUCCCUGAUGCCCCAUUGCAUCUCCCGGGCAGCCGAGUUCUCCAGGAAAGAACUGCGGGGCCUGGCCCCUUCCCAGCUGGGUCCCCACAGCGGCCCGAGGUGCCAAGCCGGUUGGCAGACUGUGCCCCUGGCUUCCUGCGGGAGGACCAGGGAGCUCUACCUGCUGCAGGGUUCGCUGCUAAGCCACUCCGCUGGGAGAGGGGAGGAUGUCCUUUGGCUAUUGCCCAACGUCCAUAGAGACGGCCACUUUCAGAUGAAGUCACGGGUAGGUGGCAGCUGCAUGGGCAGUGUCCCCAGCAGGGCGCGUGGCUCGGCCUCCAAGGCUCCUCCUGAGGUGCUGCUACCACCCGGGCCCUCCUCCAGGGCCUGGGCCAGAGAGCUGGGGGUGCCGAGAGGGGUGACUUCAGCGUGAAGUGGCACUUCCAGGACGUGGGCUUUCAAACCUCCCCUUGAGUUCUUUUAGCUGUACUUGACUCUCUGCUCUCUCAACCAUGCUCCAGCUUUGGGAAGCAUGGCGGCCGGGUUAGUUCAAAGACACUGCUGGGGGCAGGAGCACAAGAGCUGAGGGCGUCCCCCGCACACGCCUCUGUGACCACGCUGGACCCAGCUCCAGUGCCCCACUCCCCCAAUUUGGCCGGAUAGACAAGGAACACUUCCACGAGAACCACCAUGCGUCCCGCGUCGCGCGCUCACUCGGGCUGCACCUGGGGAGACCAUCUCUGAGAGACAUCGGUGGCCCCCGGUCUGUUGGAGGGCCCUGACCGCCAGGCGCAGAGGCAGACAGGCCCGGCUGGGGGAGGAUGGUGGCGAACUGGCCCCCAGGAUAAUAAACCACGAUUGUACAAUUGAAAGAAGAGGACAAAAGGCCCACUUCCAAAAGUCACAUCGACCCUGCUUCACGGAUUGGGGAUGCUGCAGGGAGGAAAGGUGCCCCCACUGGACAAUAUCGACGGCAUUGAAGCCGACUUUCCUGCGCUCCCGGUCCUGUCUGUGCCCCCCACUCUCACACAGAGCUAGGUCUUGAUACUACUGAUUUUGAAGGACGGUUUUCAGCGUCUGAUCUGUUUGCCGUGGUUGGGGAGAGCCGAGUGCUAGAAGAACCAGAGCCUCAACCAGUACUUACUGUUCCCAUUGUAAGAUAUUUUAACCCCGUAUAAAUGCAACUUUCCCUGUAGCUUAAUGGCCUGGGGUGGAAUAUUAAGAAUAUAUAUUAAAAAUACAUUAAAAAUUCAGAAAAAUGUAAAAAAAAAAAAUGAGGUCCGUUCCAUAAAGUUUCACUGCCUAUACCACCAUGUAACUACAUUAUAGCAAAUAUUAAAAGAAACGUUCUUGCCUUUUAAAGUAAGUUAUUGCACUUACAUCUUCUGGGGAGGGGAGGAACUGGGUGAGAAGGGGACUUAGGGGCUGAGGCGAGGGGCACCACAGAGCGGGGACAGCCGGAUGCGCCCAGCACCCCCUUGUUGGGCACAGCCCAGACUGUUUGGAUGUUGUUGUUUGCAAUAAACUCCUUCUCCUUCCUCCUCUCAA